AUGGAAGAUGUGACAGAAUGCAAACUAAGUAUUGCGGAAAUGAUCCGUGAUGCAGCUAAUGAAGUACUGCAUUCACGCGUGCCUGAAGGAUUCCAAUGGGUUGAGGAUUAUGGGCAGUAUUAUUCUCCAAACUGUGGUUUCUUCUAUGAUCCGAACACCAGUCUUUUCUACCACCACGACUCAGAAACUUACUAUGUAUUUAAUGAUGAUACUCAGCAAUACGAAGUGUAUAAAUGCAUGCGUAAAACGAAGUGGACAUCACGAUCUAAUAGGAAGAAAGCAAAGAAGAUGUUCGCCGAGGCCUUGGAUCGAUUUGAUCAAGAUGCCGUCGACGUUUGUGAGGUUCUCUUUGAUCUAACAUCCAUGCUUAGCCUUGAUGAAAAGAAAGAAAAGGCCAAUGAUCCCGAAAGCAGUUCCAGGGCGCUAUAUAAAGACGAUACUGUUUAUGGGAAGGCAGGAUCUUCCACGGACUAUUUUGACGAGGCUACAGGAGAGAUUAUAACUAUUCCUGACAAACCUCUUCAUUCCUCUUUAGGACUCAGAAGUCGCAGAGAAAGACGAACAGAACAACGAAGAGAAAUUGAAGGUGUUCAAAAAGACGAUGAUACGUGUCUAGCAGGUGACAUCAGUGAUUCUAGCGAGGAAGAGGAUGAGAGGAUACAAAUGAGAAAAGACGAGGGUUUUUCUCAAGCUCCCCUCCUCCGGAUCAUUGAUUCUAAAAAUAAUCUUCAUGUCAUCACAAUAUGUGGAGGAACCGUAGGAAGUCAAACGAACUGCGAUAUUAUACUCGAUGAUCCAUUGUUGCCUCAGAAGAUUCUUGAGUUUGUGUUUGUUGCCGAAAGCAAUUCCUUCGUUGUAAAUAAAGUUACAGAGGAAGGAAACGUUUCUUUAAACGAUUAUGAGCUCAAGGCGAACGACGAAAGAGAACUGGAACAUGGCGAUUUUCUGCGAUUUGGCUUCGGAUUUCUAAGAAUACAUGUGCAUUAUGGUAAUAACACAUGUACUGGAUGUGAGCCGGGUCUUUUGCAAUUUGAUCUGAACCACGCAUCCCAAAGCGUGGUCGUCCCACAUGGUGAAACCGCUCGUCGUCGUAAUCUCAAAGCCAUCAAAGCCAUGUAUGGAAUAAACGACUACGCAGAAAAUGCUCGAAAUCUUCAUUAUGGCUUUGACCGUGCUGCUAAAAGGCGGAAGCUUGCGCAUUCAGUUAUGGAUAUCAACGAGUCUCCCAAUUCUUUGUCUUCCAACGACAUUUAUCAAGGAUGUGCUGCGAAACCUGUUCCUGGUGCUGUUGUACCAUCGAAGUUUGAUCCUAUCAAACCUCUGAACGAAACCAACAAAGGCUUUCGUCUUUUACAGAAUAUGGGUUGGAAGGAGGGCGAAGGCCUUGGAAAAACAGGACAAGGUCGACAGCAGCUGAUUGAAUCAAAUGUGCGGAACGAUCGUCAAGGACUAGGAGCUGUUGAUAUUAAAGUGCAACCCAAAAGUCGAAAAAAUGUGAUACUCGAGAAAACUAAGCAAAGAUACGAGAAGCUGUUGAAUGAGGCAUGA
Necator americanus (New World hookworm) is the source of this 1548-nucleotide messenger RNA. RefSeq lists its product as uncharacterized. The coding region runs from base 1 to 1548 and encodes 515 amino acids. Gene Ontology annotation, molecular function: protein binding; nucleic acid binding. NCBI's taxonomy places the organism in Eukaryota, Metazoa, Nematoda, Chromadorea, Rhabditida, Ancylostomatidae. The record is from RefSeq and is a predicted model, not a curated record. The transcript is spliced from 14 exons.